Messenger RNA from Paraphaeosphaeria sporulosa, 444 nucleotides. RefSeq names its product ubiquitin-conjugating enzyme. The record is from RefSeq and is a predicted model, not a curated record. Gene Ontology annotation, biological process: protein polyubiquitination; ubiquitin-dependent protein catabolic process. NCBI's taxonomy places the organism in Eukaryota, Fungi, Ascomycota, Dothideomycetes, Pleosporales, Didymosphaeriaceae. Gene Ontology annotation, molecular function: ubiquitin conjugating enzyme activity. The transcript has 5 exons. Gene Ontology annotation, cellular component: nucleus. Bases 1 to 444 code for a protein of 147 amino acids.
AUGGCUCUCAAGCGCAUCAACAAGGAGCUCACUGACCUCGGCCGUGACCCUCCCUCGUCCUGUAGUGCCGGACCCAUCGGAGAUGACCUGUUCCACUGGCAAGCAACCAUUAUGGGUCCUAGCGACUCACCGUACUCAGGCGGCGUCUUCUUCCUCGCGAUCCACUUCCCUACCGACUACCCCUUCAAGCCGCCGAAGGUCAACUUCACCACCCGCAUCUACCACCCCAACAUCAACUCAAACGGCAGCAUCUGCUUGGACAUUCUGCGAGAUCAGUGGAGCCCAGCCUUGACCAUUAGCAAGGUCCUGCUGAGCAUCUGCUCCAUGCUGACGGACCCAAACCCCGACGACCCGCUCGUCCCCGAGAUCGCACACGUGUACAAGACGGACCGGUCCCGCUAUGAGUCGACAGCCCGGGAGUGGACCCGGAAGUACGCAAUCUAG